This is a messenger RNA of Puntigrus tetrazona (Sumatra barb), 4570 nucleotides long. RefSeq names its product solute carrier family 6 member 16a (gene slc6a16a). The transcript has 12 exons. The record is from RefSeq and is a predicted model, not a curated record. Bases 955 to 3036 code for a protein of 693 amino acids. Gene Ontology annotation, cellular component: membrane. Gene Ontology annotation, biological process: sodium ion transmembrane transport. NCBI's taxonomy places the organism in Eukaryota, Metazoa, Chordata, Actinopteri, Cypriniformes, Cyprinidae.
AAAACCUAAAAUAACAACGUUAUUUGGGAACGUCGUGGAAAGCAUUUAAUGUAAUAUUUAAUGCAUUAAUCCUAUAAAAAAUAAUAAUAAUAAUGAUUUCAAUACUUAAUAGAUUAGGUUACAAACUUGUUGUCACGUAAAUUGGAAUCAGUAAAGGACUACAAUUAAUCUAGCUCUGUCCAUUUAUCACAAUACUGCAAACCUGUAUCUUUGUUUGCGCCGUCGUCCUCUGCUCAUACCAAUCAGCUAGGAUUCCCUACACUUUUGUUAAACGACAAGGUGCAAGAAAAAACAUAAUGACACCGCGUACAACUUAACCAAGUUUCAAACUAAGUUAGCUCCUUCUAGUGGGCUUGUUUGUGUCACAAGCGAAUGAACGCAAACCAGUGGAAAGCAGUGCCUGCAUAAAAGGCUGAACGAGUCAGUGAAGGAUUCAAAAGAUUCGGUUCAGUUUAAAUCUCCAGCGCUGUCAGCCUUUCAGUUUUAUCCAAGGCAUGGGGUAGCACCCCAAAAUAAUACAGAAUUAUGCCCGUAUCUGUAUAAGUGCGUCCAGUAAAGAACAACGAUAGCGAUAAUAAGAUACUCUUUAUAAAUUUAGGUAAGGCAAUUGCGCCCUCGCGUGUUAAAAAGUGCGAAGGCCUACUUGGCAAAAAAAAAGUUUUGUUACGUAACGCAGGCCUGUCAACGUGCCUUCAUGCAAGAACUACUUAACUUGUGCUCGUGUAACAGAUGUGGUAUCUAUGCGCACCCACUGACUUUCCACAGUCUCUCGACGCAUACGAACAACAAUGUGCUCGUUCAAAAUAUAAACAAGAGGCGUGGCGCGAGGUGGAGCUUAGCGCUCGCGCGUUACCGUGCACGAUCCUCAUUUAACUGUCCACAGCAGCACCCGACGUGAUUUAAUAUCACUUCAAUGAACUCUACGCACUCGCAGCUCCGUAGGUGUUCACACGGAUGGAGAAGCUGCCGUUGCCCAGUGAUGAGGAUGGCAGUGUUUUGGCCGAGAGUCGAUCAGACAUGGUUCUGGUGGCGGCAGAUGAAGAGGGGUCUGCGGGAGCUGAUGGGCCGGAGGACGACAGGCCAGCGUGGGACAGUAAGCUGCAGUAUGUGCUCGCUCAGGUGGGCUUCAGCGUCGGCCUGGGCAACGUCUGGAGGUUCCCCUAUCUCUGCCACCAAAAUGGAGGAGGUGCCUUUAUGUUACUGUAUGUAAUGCUGUUGCUCGUUAUCGGGGUUCCUCUGUUCUUCAUGGAGCUAGCGGCCGGGCAGAGCAUCCGUCAGGGCAGCAUCGGGGUCUGGAAACACAUCUCGCCUCGCCUCGCCGGGAUCGGUUAUUCCAGCUGCAUGGUUUGUUUUUUCGUGGCCCUGUACUAUAAUGUGAUCAUUGCCUGGUCUCUGUUCUAUAUGGGCAAUUCAUUCCAGUAUCCAUUGCCAUGGGAACAGUGUCCUGUAGACAUGAUCUCAAACCAGACAGUGAAGGAAUGUGCGUCAAGCUCUCCUACCUCAUAUUUCUGGUUCAGAAAGGCUCUGGAUAUCUCCGACUCCAUAGACCAGUCAGGAGAGUUUAACCCCAUCAUGACUGGUUGCCUGCUUGCAGCCUGGGCUAUAGUGUGUCUCGCAAUGAUCAAAGGCAUCAAGUCUUCUGCCAAGGUGAUGUAUUUCUCCUCUGUGUUUCCUUACGCCGUGCUGAUCUGUUUUCUAAUCCGAGGGCUCAUGUUGGACGGCGCUAUGGACGGCAUUAAAUAUAUGUUUUAUCCCAAGCUGGAGAUUUGGGGGGAAGUGCAGGUGUGGCGUCAGGCUGCUACACAGGUGUUCUUUGCACUGGGUCUGGGAUACGGCUCUGUGAUCGCUUACUCAUCCUACAACCCUGUGCAUAACAACUGCCACCGGGACGCCAUCAUGGUGUCUAGCAUCAACUUCAUGACCUCAGUAUUGGCCUCUCUGGUUGUCUUUGUGGUCCUCGGUUUCAGAGCUAAGAACAUUGCUCUGGAUUGUGUCGCAACUAACGUGGCCAGGAUGGCAGGAAUGGCAUCGCCAGGUUCUUCUGAGCAUUGGUGGCCAUGGUUCAACAUUUCAGAUCCCAAAUCAGUGACUCUUCAAGACUACAGAGAAUGGUACAGCCACUAUGGAAGCCUGCUAGGGUCAAACAUCACUGACUGUGACCUAGAAAGAGAAAUGAGCAAGGGUGUGGAGGGCACGGGUUUGGCGUUUAUAGCAUUUACAGAGGCGAUGGCUUUUUUUCCUGCAAGUCCAUUUUGGUCAACUUUGUUCUUCCUCAUGCUGCUGAAUUUGGGCCUCUCCACCAUGUUUGGCACCAUGCAGGGCAUUCUCACCCCACUCAUGGACAACUUCAGAGUGCUGGGGCGCCACAAGACCAUACUGACGGUCUGUAGCUGUAUCCUGGGCUUCUUCAUUGGCCUGCUGUUCACUCAGAGAAGUGGCAACUAUUUUGUGACCAUGUUUGAUGACUAUUCUGCCACGCUACCGCUGAUCAUCGUCGUGAUUUUUGAAACCAUUAGCGUGGCUUGGAUUUACGGUGCUGAUCGUUUCUUGGAUGAUGUGGAGGUGAUGCUGCACUGGCGUCCUCCCGUGAUUUAUCGAUAUUUGUGGAAGUACGUGUGUCUGCUCGGCAUGGUUGGACUGCUGGCUGCUAGUCUUCUCCGCAUGGUCUUCAAACGGCCCACUUACACAGCUUGGAACCACACCACGGGAUCCGAAACUAGCCUUGAGUAUCCUGGAUGGGCUCUGGUCGUGCUCUCCAUGCUAAUCAUCGUAGCAUCUCUCCCCGUGCCCGUUGGCUACCUGCUCUCCUUCCUCAGAGGGGGGCGGAGCCUACCAGUGGAGGAGGGUGAGAUUGAGCCUCCAAGAGAACGAUACUCCAAAUGCAAUUCUGCUGAGCCAGAGCCGAAUAACCAUCACUCCCCACUGGACGAAGACAGGAACCGGCCGCGCUCCACCUUCCUUCCACUGGGUGCUGAACACUACAGGCUGCUCCCGCAACAGGAAGAGGGAGAGGAAGAGGAAGACACUGGGCUGUAAGGAAACACAGAGACAAAAUUGAAUCAAUCAGGUGUUUGAGCAGAAAACAAGACUAUUUAUUGAUCAGUAUUGGAGUAUUUUUUAAUGGAGUGGAGGGAGGCGGACUCCAUUUAUUCUCAUUAUGCUAAUGAACAUUCAUUGAAACAUUUUAGACAGUCAAGGCCCUAUUUGAGAGGGAUGCACAAAUCACCGAAUUUCUUUGUUCUUGAAUCUUGAAUCCCUACAUGUACAUAGUGAAUUGCUCUGUGCCAAAAGUGCCUCUUAAAGGGAUAGCAGAAAUCUCACUCUCAGGCCAUGCGACACAUGAAGGAAUUCAAAACAGAAUUAAAGUUAAAAUAAUUUUCAUUCAUUCCUUUCUUAUAAACACGCAGCUUUUCACCUCACGAGACAUUGUAAUCGAUGGUUUAAAUUCCCAUUCUGACGGCACCCAUUCACUGCAGAGGAUACAUUUACAAUCAAACAAUGUAAUGCUAAAUUUCUCUAAAUCUGCUUUGAUGAAUAAACAAACUCAUCUUCAUCUUGCAUGGCCUGAGGGGGGAGUACAUUCAAUUUUUUAAUAAAUACACACACAUUUAUAUCAGAUUACAGCUUCUCCAAAGGACAGCAUGAUAUUACACUAAUGUCAUACAAAAUGUAGCCGGUGGAAGAUGUUUUUAAGUGUUAUUAGAAUACUAAUAUUUUUAUAUACUUUUCUGCAAGGAAAUGGUAUUUAGAGGUUAAAGGUUUCUUUGAGUAUGCAACUAUUAGUCAUUAACAUUAAUCUGGUUUUAGCCUGGAAUUGGUUAUAAUGCAUCAUCUCUAGAUAUUCUAUGUUAUUAAUAGGGUUAAAGGAAAUGUAAAUAGUUACAUCAGACAUAAAGUACAUUCAUUAAUUUGUAGUUUUCAGUGACACUAAAAUACUACAGUGUUUCUAAUAGACAGAUCAUAGGAUUGCACAAAUUUUAGGUUAAAAGCUACUUUUUUCAAACAAGAAGCACAACUCAUGGUUGAGCAUCACCCACACACUCCUACAUAUAUGUUUUCAUUGUUCUUCUAUGUCUCAGCAGUUCAAAUAAAUGAGUGCCAUGCGGAUCCUCAGCUUGAAUUAGAUGUGUGAACACAAACGCUACAGAAUGCAAAUAUAUUUCAUGGUCUUUUUAUGUUUAUUAGGGCUGAGAAAGCUCAGCUUUUGGUCCGUCUCGGGCUGACCAGAAAGAUUUUAGUCUACAUUUUAGACUGAUCAAGAAAGGUUUUAGUCAUUAGACUAAACAUGAAAGCUUUUUUUUUGUUUUUAAACAUUUAUGCCUUUGAUCAUGCUUGAGUUUGUUUUACGUUAUAUAAAGUGUUUGCAUGUUUUCUUCAUUCGUGAGUAUUCUUUUUAUUCAUUCAAUUCUGAUGAAAAUGCAAUAUGACAUACAGAAUUUUUUGGAUAAUGUAGAGUAAGUGUUUGUGUACGUGUGUUAAAAAACAAUAUUUUGUAAUAACCAUUACAAUUUGUGCCAUGCUAAAAAUCACUGUAUAUAGUCUGUACCAAAUAAAACAUUCUUUGGUCAUA